UCUCAGAUGAUCUUCAGCACAGUCUUGUGUGUGUUUGUGUGUAGAUCAUGGCUCUUCAUCGACUCUUCCACCUGUCGUCCCUGUUGCGCUCGGCUGUGAGCGUGACGCUGCGCAGGAACAUCGGUCUGUCCGCCGUCCUCUUCAACAAAGCCAGAGACCUGGAUCCUGUGCAGAAGCUCUUCCUGGACAAGAUCCGCGAGUACAACACCAAGAGCAAGACCGCUGGCGGUGUGGUUGAAGCCGGUCCGGUCUAUCAGAAGAACCUGACGGAGGAGAUGACCAAACUCCAGCGCUUAUAUGGAGGAGGAGAUCUCACCAAAUUCCCUCAGUUCAAAUUCCCAGAACCCAAACUAGAGGAGGUGACGACAAAAUGAAUGCCUUCUGUCCAUUGCUGUCUGUGUGCUGAAAAUAUGAACUCAAUAUUUAAUAAACAGUCUGGUUCAAAAAUCA
Sinocyclocheilus anshuiensis is the source of this 450-nucleotide messenger RNA. It is a transcript of the gene atp5pf, whose product is annotated as ATP synthase peripheral stalk subunit F6. Gene Ontology annotation, cellular component: proton-transporting ATP synthase complex. The transcript has 3 exons. NCBI's taxonomy places the organism in Eukaryota, Metazoa, Chordata, Actinopteri, Cypriniformes, Cyprinidae. Gene Ontology annotation, molecular function: proton transmembrane transporter activity. The coding region runs from base 48 to 374 and encodes 108 amino acids. The record is from RefSeq and is a predicted model, not a curated record. Gene Ontology annotation, biological process: proton motive force-driven ATP synthesis.